AUGUCUGUUCGUGCGCAAUCCCGAUCAUCGUCAUUCAUGUCAACGAAGGGUACUCCAUCACCAUUAGAGUUCUCAACUCUCCCACAAACAGUUUUGAAAGCGGAAUACGCCGUUCGUGGUGAAGUUCCAAUGAGAGCCGACGCAUUGAAGAAGAAAUUACUUGCUGGUGAAAAACUUCCAUUCGACAGCAUCAUUGCUUGCAACAUUGGUAAUCCAUAUGCUGUUGGCAAAAAGAUGAUUAAAUUCCCAAGACAAGUUCUUGCAUGUGUAGAAGAUCCAGAUCUCUUGGAAGUUCCUUCAAUUCCUGAGGAGGCUCGCGAGCGUGCAAGAGAAAUCCUUAAAAACUUCCCUGCAGGCAUGGGCUCAUACACUCAUUCACAAGGCUUAGAAUUCGUCAGACAGCACAUUGCAGAAUUCAUCAAGAGACGUGAUGGCGGCGUUCCAUGCGAUCCAGAUAAAAUCUUUAUGACAACAGGAGCUUCAUCAGUUGUUUCUGCCGUUUUGAAGAUGCUUAUCAGUGAUCCAAGUGUUGGUAUCCUUACUCCAUUCCCAACAUAUCCAUUGUACACAGCCGAAAUCACUCUUAACAAUGGAAGAAUCGUUCCUUAUUACCUUAAAGAGUCUGCUCAGUGGGCCAUGGACGUCGAAGAGCUUGAAGAUGCUUAUUCCAAUGCCCAGAAGGAAGGAAUCAACGUUAAGGCCAUUGUUAUCAUUAAUCCAGGAAAUCCAACAGGAUCUGUCAUGACAGCACAACAAAUGCGCCAAGUCGUUGAUUUCUGUGAACAAAACAACAUCCUUAUCAUCGCUGAUGAAGUUUACCAGUACAAUAUUUACAAUCCAGAACGACCAUUCAUCUCAUUCAAGAAGAUCAUCGCAGAAAUGAAAUCAUCAGUACAGCUUAUCUCCAUGAACUCAAUUUCCAAAGGAUUUAUGGGAGAAUGCGGUCAUCGUGCCGGAUACAUGGAAUUAUUCCACAUUCCAGACGAAGUUAAGGCCCAAUUCUACAAACUCGCAUCAAUUGGUCUUUGUCCUAAUACAGUUGGCCAGAUUAUCAUGGAUAUAAUGUGUGCUCCACCGACAUCUUCCGAAUGUUCCAAAGUUUGGGAGGAACAGAAGAACAGAGAGCUCCAAAACUUAAAGGAGAAGAGCCAGACACUCUACAACUGCAUCAACAGCCUUCCAGGAUUGAAAUGCCAACCAGCAGAUGGAGCAAUGUAUCUUUUCCCAUCAGUAAACCUCCCAAUCAAAGCUCUUGAAGAGGCAAAGAACCUCAGAAUCAAGGGAAAGACACCAGCUCCUGAUAUGUUCUGGUGUUUGCAACUUCUCGAACAAACAGGAAUUGUUGUUGUCCCUGGAUCAGGUUUCGGACAAGUUCCAGGAACAAACCACUUCAGAACAACAUUCCUUCCUGAAGCUGAGAAGAUGGACGCUGUCAUCGACAGAUUAACCAAAUUCCAAACUGAAUUUAUGAAUAAGUAUGGCUAA
This is a messenger RNA of Trichomonas vaginalis G3, 1485 nucleotides long. Its product is annotated as alanine aminotransferase family. The record is from RefSeq and is a predicted model, not a curated record. Gene Ontology annotation, molecular function: pyridoxal phosphate binding; L-alanine:2-oxoglutarate transaminase activity. NCBI's taxonomy places the organism in Eukaryota, Parabasalia, Trichomonadida, Trichomonadidae. The coding region runs from base 1 to 1485 and encodes 494 amino acids. The transcript has a single exon. Gene Ontology annotation, biological process: biosynthetic process.